AAGUAUAUGCAAUUUGGAGUAGAGAAAACAGCAAGUCUUCUGCAGAGGACAUCUUUAAUUUCUAAAGCUUGGAAAUGACACUGCUGAGCCUCACCACAGGGUUUCUGCUGUGGAUGUGUUGUGCUAUACAUAAAGCUUCUGCAGGAGCAGCAUGUGAAGACCCACCUCUCAUUGAGUUUGGCAAAAUUGUUAGUGGCGUUAAAUCAGGAUAUGAGGAAAAUGACAGAGUGCAAUACACAUGCAACCCUGGAUACGCUUUAUCAGGAUCAGAAUGGGUAACAUGCCAUGGAAAAGUCUGGAUGCCUGGACCACCUCAGUGUUUGGGGGAAGGUGGAAAAUGUGGCCCACCUCCAGAUAUUGAAAACGGAGACAUCCUUUCCUUUCCGUUGAAACAAUACCCCCAAGGUGCAACUCUGAAAUACAAAUGUGCAAGUUUCUACGUCCUGAAUGGACCUGAGCAAAUCACUUGUACUGACGGGCAGUGGACAAAUCCCCCAGUUUGCUUGGCGGCUUGUACGGCCUCUGAAGAAGAUAUGGACAGAAACAAUAUUGAGCCGAGAUGGAGAGGAGAAAGAAAGCUGUAUUUAAAAUCGGGCGAUUUUAUUGAAUUUGAUUGUAAAAUAGGAUAUGUGCAGGACCCAGCAUCUUCCCCAUUCAGAGUGCAGUGUAUGGACGGGACAUUAGAAUACCCACGGUGCAAGCCAGGAAAGGACUGUACAGUGCUUGAGAUGGCUAUGGAGAGGAACAAUAUUAAACUCAGACAGUCAAGGAGAAGAUCUUACACAUAUCGCUCUGAGGAGUAUAUUUUGUUUACAUGCAAGAUUUCCUACCAGGAAGUUUCGAACCCAGAGGAUUUUAAUGCACAGUGCCAGGAUGGAGUGAUUAACUAUCCCAGAUGUGAAUAUGUGACGUGUGAACCUCCUCCAGAAAUUGCUGGUGGAAAAGUUCAAGGUGUUAAAAAGCCAAGGUAUUUGCCUGGGGAGACAGCUCACUAUCAGUGCUGGCAAGGUUUUCAGAUGACGGGGGCUUCCACCAUAACAUGUCAGAAUGGGACCUGGACCGAGCUGCCCCAGUGCAAAGGGAAGGGUAGAAAAUGUGGCCCACCUCCAGAUAUUGAAAACGGAGACAUCCUUUCCUUCCCAUUGCCAGAAUAUGACCAAGGUCAAACAGUGAAAUACACAUGUGCAGGUUUCUACAUCCUGAAAGGACCUGAGCAAAUCACUUGUACUGACGGGCAGUGGACAAAUCCCCCAGUUUGCUUGGCGGCUUGUACGGCCUCUGAAGAAGAUAUGGACAGAAACAAUAUUGAGCCGAGAUGGAGAGGAGAAAGAAAGCUGUAUUUAAAAUCGGGCGAUUUUAUUGAAUUUGAUUGUAAAAUAGGAUAUGUGCAGGACCCAGCAUCUUCCCCAUUCAGAGUGCAGUGUAUGGACGGGACAUUAGAAUACCCACGGUGCAAGCCAGGAAAGGACUGUACAGUGCUUGAGAUGGCUAUGGAGAGGAACAAUAUUAAACUCAGACAGUCAAGGAGAAGAUCUUACACAUAUCGCUCUGAGGAGUAUAUUUUGUUUACAUGCAAGAUUUCCUACCAGGAAGUUUCGAACCCAGAGGAUUUUGAUGCACAGUGCCAGGAUGGAGUGAUUAACUAUCCCAGAUGUGAAUAUGUGACGUGUGAACCUCCUCCAGAAAUUGCUGGUGGAAAAGUUCAAGGUGUUAAAAAGCCAAGGUAUUUGCCUGGGGAGACAGCUCACUAUCAGUGCUGGCAAGGUUUUCAGAUGACGGGGGCUUCCACCAUAACAUGUCAGAAUGGGACCUGGACCGAGCUGCCCCAGUGCAAAGGGAAGGGUAGAAAAUGUGGCCCACCUCCAGAUAUUGAAAACGGAGACAUCCUUUCCUUCCCAUUGCCAGAAUAUGACCAAGGUCAAACUGUGAAAUACACAUGUGCAGGUUUCUACAUCCUGAAAGGACCUGAGCAAAUCACUUGUACUGACGGGCAGUGGACAAAUCCCCCAGUUUGCUUGGCGGCUUGUACGGCCUCUGAAGAAGAUAUGGACAGAAACAAUAUUGAGCUGAGAUGGAGAGGAGAAAGAAAGCUGUACUCGACAUCAGGAGAUUUUAUUGAAUUUGAUUGUAAAAUAGGAUAUGUGCAGGACCCAGCAUCUUCCCCAUUCAGAGUGCAGUGUAUGAACAGGACAUUAGAAUACCCACGGUGCAAGCCAGGAAGGAACUGUAGAUUGAGUGAGACAGAAAUGAAGAGGAACAAUAUUAAACUAAGACAGUCAAGGAGAAGAUCUAACACAUAUCGCUCUAAGGAGACUAUUUCAUUUACAUGCUAUUUUUCCUACCGGGAAGUCUCAAACCCAGAGGAUUUUGAGGCACAGUGCAAGGACGGAGUGAUUAACUACCCCCGAUGUGAAUGGUAUUUUGGAUAAAUGGAAAGGACAUGAAGGAGCCCAGCUGGAGAAAUGAAAGAUCCUUUGACCAACCCAGUGAUUUGAGCACAGUUUUCCCUGGAGUUUGCUGUUUCAUUGUGCUGUGUUUGCAGAUUAGCCAAUGUUCUGUGUUGGAAUUUGCCUUUUUAUUUUUUUUUUCCUUUGAAUUGUUGUAUGAUUGUCUUUACAAUUAACCAUUUUUGUAAAGGUAUUUGCAUUUUAUUCAAUUCAAAUGACUGUACUUCCUUCUUACUUUUGUUCUGUAUUGAUCUCACUGUUAUUUUAUUAACAUUUGCAUCCUGAAGUAGGCUGGCUUUGGUGGCAUACUGAGACAUGAAUUAAAGCGUGCAGCUAAUUUGCUCAUCAGC
Messenger RNA from Cygnus atratus (black swan), 2797 nucleotides. Its product is annotated as complement factor H-like. The transcript has 14 exons. The coding region runs from base 75 to 2429 and encodes 784 amino acids. NCBI's taxonomy places the organism in Eukaryota, Metazoa, Chordata, Aves, Anseriformes, Anatidae. The record is from RefSeq and is a predicted model, not a curated record.